Alligator mississippiensis (American alligator) is the source of this 4890-nucleotide messenger RNA. RefSeq names its product zinc finger protein 135. Gene Ontology annotation, biological process: regulation of DNA-templated transcription. Lineage: Eukaryota; Metazoa; Chordata; Crocodylia; Alligatoridae. Bases 639 to 3659 code for a protein of 1006 amino acids. The transcript is spliced from 7 exons. The record is from RefSeq and is a predicted model, not a curated record.
UCGACUCAAGUCUGCAGCGCUCGGCAGGGCCGGGAUCGAGGGGCUGCAGCUGCGGGACACGAGCCGGGCCGGGCGGGGAUCCGCCGGGCAGGGCCAUUCCCUUCCGGCCGCGCCCGGGCCCGGCCCCGUCUGCACGCACCGCGGGGCCAGCCCGCCCGUGCCGGGAAGCGGGGACGGUCCUUGUCCUUGUCCCUGUCCCUGUCACUGUCAGUGUCAGGGCCCCCCAUCGCGUGCGACCUGGCCGCGGGCAUGCCCCGGCCCGGGCGAUCGGAAAGGAAGAGCCCCUGAUCGCCGACGGGAUCCCGGCUGCACCCACCUGUCUUAAGGAGACAGAGGAUUCCCCCUCCACCCCAGUGCUCCUUUGGCCCCUUGGUUACGUGGCCAUCCGAGCCCCGGCUGCGCUGGGCUUGCAGGGUUUGACUGCAAUCAAAUCUAUCUAGCCGGGAACCCUGGCUUUGAGCGUUGCUUUCUGCAAAAAAAAAAAGUGCGUUCUUGUGGUUUGAGAUCCGGGACUCGUUUCACCUCUCGACGCGUCGCGCUUUUAGAGAGAGACGGCUCAAGAGCCUGGAAGCUGGUAACAGGUGCCGUGCAAGAGUGCAAGAGCCCAGGGUAGGGUGAGGCUUCCCCCGGCGGAGACCAUGGCUGCUGCGUUGGAGCCCGUGGCCGCUGUGGGCCUUCCUUCCGCAGCGCUGGUGCAGGGUGAGGUGAAGAUGGAGGAGCGGGACGCAGCAGGUCUCCAGGCAGGAGCUGAGGGGACAGGACAAGUCCAUUGUGUCCUCCAGGCUGGGACUGGGGAGCUGUCCCUGAGAUGGUCAGCACCACAGCAAGUCAAACAGCAAUUGCAGGAGGAGCCAGUUCAGUGCCAGGAGAUCCAGGGGGAGGAGGCAAUGCAGCCUGUGCAGUCCCCAUCUGGGGCCACACAGCUGGCACCAGGGGAUGUCCUCCCCACCCCAGAGACCUGGCGCCAGCACUUCCGGAGCCUCCACUACCAGGAGGGUGAGGGGCCGCGGGGGGUUUGCAGCCGCCUGUGGGAGCUGUGCCGGCGCUGGCUGGAGCCCCAGCGCCACAGCAAGGAGCAGAUCCUGGAGCUGGUGGUGCUGGAGCAGUUCCUGGCCAUCCUGCCCCGGGAGAUGCGGAGCUGGCAGUGGGGACAUGGUGUGGAGACCUGCGCUGAAGCAGUGGCCCUAGCUGAAGGGUUUCACUUGGGGCACGCAGAGAACGAGAGGCUCCAGGUCACAGUGAGUGUGAACGUCAAAGAGGUGUCCUCAGGCACGAUGCAGCCCACUGGGGACUUUCAGGGACUUGUUGAUUCCUGCCUGGAGCAUCCUCUGGAGGAGGCAGGACAGAGGGAAACUCCAGGGACUGGGGACAAGUCAGCUCUUGUCCCCAAAGAGGAGGAGCCCCUGCCCCACCAGGAGUCAGGUGCAGGGACCCUGGACAGAGCUGAUCAGCAGCCUCCUGAGGAAGAGCCUGUAAACUGGGAGCUGCAGAGGACUUCCCCAGGGAGGCUGGGAGAGAGGGGCUCCCUGACACCUGAUCUGGGCCAAGUGCAGAAGAGGCAGAGCAGGCCUCCGAAGCAGGGGGAGAGCACGGAGCUCCUGGAGGUCUUUGAGGCCGUGGCUGUGUACUUCACACGGAAGGAGUGGGAGCUGCUGGGAGAUGAAGACAAGGAGCUUUACCGGGACCAGAUGCUGAGGAAUUUCCAUGCCCUCGUUUCCCUGGGAUAUGGAGGUCCCACACCUAACUUAAUCUGCCGCAUCCAGCAAGGAGAGUUGGAGCUCUGGGUCUGUGAGGAUGAGGACCAUGGGGAAAUCUCCAGGACAGAGGACCUGUCACCAGGAGGUGCCUGCCUUCUGAGCAGAGCUGAGGAACAGCGUCCCGAGGAAGGGCCAGCAAACGUGGAGCCACCACAGACUUCCCCAGGGACUUUGGGUGAGAUGGGCUCCCUGAGACCUGAGAAGGACCAAUGGCAAAAGGGUCAGGAGAGGCUUCAAAAACAGGAGAAUAUAGCAGUGAACCAGGUACCAUCUCCAAUGGGGUGUGAGAUUGGAGAAGAGACAACAGCCAGAAAGAGCCCUGAGUUCAGGGGACAAUUUGUGGAGUUGAGAGGCCUGAAGAGCCUGGAUCACAGCAAGAUCCAUUCUGGAGAGCUUCCCCACCGCUUCAUCAAAUGUGCAAAGAGCUCUGUGUGCAGCCUGGACCUGGUCAAGCACCAACAUGUGCACAGGGAAAAGCGUCAGUACCAGUGCAUCACGUGUGGUAAGACCUUCACCGAGUUCUUCUCCUUGGCUCAGCACCGGCACGUCCACUUGGGGAGGAAGACACGUCGUUGCACCAAGUGCAGGAAGAACUUCAUCUGCUGGCAAGACCUGUCCCGACACCGGUGUGUGCAGCGGGGGGAGCAGCCACACCACUGCACGAAGUAUGGGAAGCGCUUCAGGCGGCCCUCUGACCUGGCCCAGCACAGGUGCCUGCACACAAGAGAAAAGACACAUCAGUACUCUCCGUGUGGUAACAUCUUUAUCCGCUCGUCCAUCCUGGCCAAACACCAGCUCAUCCAGACAGGGCAGACGCCUUGUUCUGAUUCUGGGAAGAGCUUUACCCGCCCUUCCCACCUGGCACGGCACCACCUUGUGCACACAGGGGAGAACCUAUAUCCGUGCCCUGAGUGUGGGAAGAGCUUCACCCAAUCCUCCAGGCUGGCCCAGCACCAGCGCAUCCACACAGGGGAGAAGACACUUGGGUGCCCUGAAUGUGGGAAGUCCUUCAGCCGCUCCUCCAGCUUGGCCCGACACCAGCUUAUCCACACAGGGGAGAAGAGACAUCAGUGCUCUGUGUGCGGGAAGAGCUUCACCCAGUCCUCCACCCUCGUUCAGCACCAGCGCGUCCACACCGGGGAGAAACCACAUCGGUGUUCUGAGUGUGGGAAGAGCUUCACCCAGUCCUCUAGCCUGAGCCGGCACCAGGACCUCCACAGAGAAAAGGCACAUCAGUGUUUGGUAUGUGGGAAAAGUUUUACCCACUCCUGCCACCUGGCCCGGCACCAGCGCAUCCACACAGGGGAGAAGCCAUAUCGGUGCUCUGGGUGCGGGAAGAGCUUCAUCCUGUCCUCUAGCUUGGCUCGGCACCAGCGCCGCCAGACAGGGAAGGCAGACCAGUGUCUAGUGUGUGGGGAAAGAUUUACUCUUUCCUGCCACCUGGCUGAGCACCAGCGCAUCCACAUACGGAAAACCUCACAUCAGUGCACUGAGUGUGGGAAGAGCUUCACCGAAUCCUCCAGCCUGGCCCAGCACCAGCGCAUCCACAGAGCGGAGAGGCCACAUCAUUGCCCCGAGUGUGGGAAGAGAUUUACCCAAGCCUCCCACCUGGCCCGGCACCAGCUUACCCAUACAGCAGAAAAGCCACAUCAGUGCUCAGAGUGUGGAAAGAGCUUCACCCAGCCCUACAGCCUGUCCCAGCACCAGCGCAUCCACACAGCGGAGAAGCCCUAUCAGUGCUCUGAGUGUGGGAAGGGCUUCACCCAGUCCUCCCACCUGGCCCGGCACCAGCGCAUCCACACAGCGGAGAAGCCCUAUCAGUGCUCUGAGUGUGGGAGGAGCUUCACCCAGUCCUCCCACCUGGCCCGACACCAGCGCAUCCAUUCCCGGGAGCAUCCAUAAUUCUGGCAGCAAAGCAGGAAGGGCUUGCACAUGUCUACAUAUUUAGCACCCACCUAUGGCUGUAUUCAGGCAAACAGCCUCAUGCUGGGGGACUGCAGAAAACGUUCACCCAGCCUUCGGCCCUUGUAGGGCACUGCAACGCCCAAAGGACCCAGGGGGUGGCCUCUGGGAGGUUUGAUUGGUGGGCUGGGGCUAGGAGGUAACACCUGAGGCCAGCCCAGAUGCAUGCAGAACCUGUGAGGAGACUAUCUUUGCAUCAGCCCUGGAGCCUGUGCAUUCCCCAUCAUUUACUAAAAGCAGGCAGUGGUCCCAAGGGGAGAACGAGUUCCUUCAAAAUAGGGUGUCCUCUCCAAGACAACUGGCUUCAAAUGACACUCAAGAACUGUCACCUCCCAGCUUCAUCCUCCCUCCUGUUCCCAGGCUUCUGGUAUGUGAGGCUCUUGAGUUGCAGGAAGGAGGACAUUCAUGGCUGGGGAAGCAUUCCCUGCCCUCCACCCUGAACUCACCUUUCCUCACCGCCACCCAAACCCUCUCCCAGUCACACUCAGGCCCAUUAGGUGUCUGCAAGACACUGCUCUUGCCACCCCCUGAGCCUAGUUUAGCAGAUUUUGCUUUUCAGCCUGUCUUCAAAACUGUGCAGCACUGGGUGCCUGCUGCUCCCCCUGCCCUCCUUUCUUUCGCUGCAUUCUCUAUAAUGUGUUCUCUGCUCAAACAGACCCAGAACUGGUGGCCCUGAGGACUGGGGCAGUCGCCCACAGCCCUCUCCUUCGUCUCCCCUUGCCCCAUCUGCACUUCCCUUGGUGCAGGGACAGUCUGAGACGAGAGGCCUAGCAUCUGCUAGGCAGAUGCUUCUGGCUGGGGCUUGGGGUAGAGGGGCUGGAUGGGGGCAUGGGGCUGAGUUCUGCUGCUGGCUCCCCCUGGGUCCUACUGCCCCUGGCUCCUGCCAUCUUUGACAGGCAGCCAGGAGAUUAAAACUAAUUUUCUAAAUGUUUUAGGAGCCUUGCGGGCUGGAUAAAAUGGCCUGGCAGGCCGGAUGCAGCCCACAGGUCAUAUUUUGCCUGCCUCUGUGCUAGUGGGUUACUCCAAGAGGUUAAUAACUCAUCAUUGCGCAUGCUCCUUUAUUCAUUGCCUCUGUAACUGUCCUCUGCUGGUCUCUCCCAACAUAUAAAACUGUGGUCACUUUGUCUGUAUGACAGCACUUAAAAAAAAUAACCUCGUAACUUUUUUUCAA